Alternaria atra is the source of this 2406-nucleotide messenger RNA. RefSeq lists its product as uncharacterized. The record is from RefSeq and is a predicted model, not a curated record. Lineage: Eukaryota; Fungi; Ascomycota; Dothideomycetes; Pleosporales; Pleosporaceae. The transcript has 5 exons. Bases 1 to 2406 code for a protein of 801 amino acids.
AUGAAGUCUCGUGACUCCAAAGACAUUGACUAUGUGACUGAUUGUAGAAAUCUACAGGCCGUUAUGUCAGAUGGUCUUCGACCAGCAGACGACGCGGCAUUUUUGCAGCCAGGAAAACUCAUUGCCAUGCGAGAUCUGGAAUAUCCGGCCUUGGAAAAUGAGGAAGAGUCCCUGAUAGACCCUCAAAUCAACUCGAAACCGGAACCGGAGCCCAUAUAUCAAAACAGCACUUCCCUACAUUGGUCCGGGUUUCCGUCCUCCCAUGUCCCCGAGAAUUCGGUGCAGUCUCUAAGCAGAUGCCCAAGUCUCAUGAGUACCGGCACACUGAGUAGUCGCAACUCUUCGACCAGGUCCAACAGGUCGCUGGGGUCUUCAGUGUGGCGACUUGACAGGUACAUCAACGAAGAAACAUACGGCGCCUCAGCCAUAGCGAACAGCGAACACGGCGCCACACAAAACACACCUUUCACUGCACAAGUGGUAGGCUUGUGUCCAUGGAAGCAUUUCGAGAUCCAUGACGCCAGCGACACAGGAGGUCCGAAAGAACCGCCCACACAUCCCGUUCACAAGGCUCGCGGACGCUGGUUCAGAAAUGGUCCCAGAGCAAAAUGCCCCGUCUGCAAAGAACGUCAUACUCCUGGAUCUAUGUACAAGCAUCUACCGAGCUGCGUUGGCGACGAAGUCAAGAGGAUAGUGGAAUUGAGCGGCCGGAUACACCGAGUGCCGAACGAUCCACCGAGAGAUCGUGAUCUGUCUAUUAACGCUACGGAAGAUCAAAACAUUUUCGUAUCCCAAAUCGAAGGCCAACUCUACGGAAAGAGGUCGCCGAUGUUUGGGACACAGGACGAAUCUUGUGGACAGUCGAAGCCCAUAUAUCCAGGAUGCGGAGACAUUGCGGAAUUGACAGCGUCCUCGAGUCGUCUCUCGCUUGUGUCGUCUAGAGCAACUACAUCAUCCGAAGAAGAGACUGACUGUUCGGAAGAUGUGGAGUCUAGAGAGAGCUCCCCAAACAUUUCACAAGUCCCGCUUAGAAUGGCACCUGCGAAGCGGCGACUAGUGGAUGCCAUCAUGCAGGAGUUUCAACAUGUCUUCAGCGCGAGCCUUCGAAGCCACACUACUAACGGAAGUGAUUCGAACUCAAACGGCAGUACAGCAGGAAGUUCUACUGCCACACCCACCUAUUCAGACACAUCAUCCAUUCCCAGAAAGCGAGGCUUGAGUGGAGGUGGCUCUACUCCUCCAGAUGAUGGUGACGAUUCGCACAAACGGCGCAGACCGGACUCUGUAUCUAAGGGCAAACAACCUAUCUCAGAUCUGCGCUUUGCAUGCCCUUACUACAAGCGCAAUCCGGGUAGACAUCAAACCUUCACAUCCUGCAGGGAUCCAGGCUUCACUACCGUCGCGAGAUUGAAGGAGCAUCUGUAUCGACGCCACUUAUUACCGCCACAAUGUCACCGCUGCUGCACGACCUUCGCCGAUGAUAUUGCACUUCGAGAACAUCAACGCGACCCAAGUGGCUGCGACCUGCGUGAGCAGAUACCGCUAGAGGGGUUCGACAAAGAACAGGAGAAGAGAAUGAAAAGCAAGAAAGGCAGUCAAAUGCACCACACCGAAGUGGACAAGUGGAAAGCCGUAUACCGUAUUCUGUUUCCAGACGACCUCGAUGCAGACAUGCCAAGUCCUUAUAUUGAAUACCAACGCAAUACUACGAGCGCAGCCGAGCCAUCCAACAGCAGCCGUUUCCAAGAAUUCUCGCGUCUCGAACUUCCACGUCUCGUACGCCGUACAUUGGAGAGCAUAGUAGAACAUGAAGCUCAGCCACUGGAGGACAAGUUGAAGGAACGGCUAGUGGACAUUGUUAAGCAAUGUCAGACACAGCUCGAGACGAUGUUCCAAACAGCCGCUGGUCCAAGCGAUAUGAGCGCCGAAGCCACUAUGAGUUUAAAAGCACUACCGUCUACUUCUAUCAUUGAGCGUCCGAUUGAUACGCAUCCGCCCACCAUGUUCGGCGACUUUGUGUCAACAGAUUUACACACAACAUCAGAAGCUAUUCCAUCUCACCUGCACCCUAAUGAAGCGCCUCAACAGGGCGGAGCACUCUCUGAAACAGUCGAACCAAUAUCCGAUUUUUCAGACUCGGGCUACGAUUCCAUCAGCCUAGCUGCUUCAUCCGCCUUUGGCGUCCAUAAUGAGUUGACACAGGAAUACUUCGAUCUAAAUCAGUAUCUCGAUCUCAGCGAUUACCCACACUUUCCUGAAGCUGUAACGGAUACCGCGGUGCAGGAAGCACAGACCCACGCAAAUGACAACCAUUCUACGUGGUCUUUCGUCGAUUCGAUCACUGAUACGAACAAUGCGAACUUGUACGAGCUAGACUGUGCGCACGAUUUAGAUCACGGCUGGUGA